Molecule: messenger RNA, 1319 nt
Organism: Scaptodrosophila lebanonensis
Lineage: Eukaryota; Metazoa; Arthropoda; Insecta; Diptera; Drosophilidae
Product: WD repeat domain-containing protein 83
Exons: 3
Coding region: 179-1108 (309 amino acids)
Biological process (GO): mRNA splicing, via spliceosome
Cellular component (GO): catalytic step 2 spliceosome
Molecular function (GO): protein binding
Source: RefSeq, a predicted model, not a curated record
UUUUAUUUUUAUUAAAUAACUUGCUUAAAACGUAGAAUUCCUAUGAAGUGCGUUGUGUUUAUGUUUUUCGGUCGCCGUUUUACAACACUAAUCCAACGAAUCGGCCUACCAGACCGGCCGCUGCAGUGUUGCCAGACAAGUGCACUAAGUAGCUAAUAAACAAAAGCACAAAACAAUAAUGCCGGCCGCUUUUGUAGACUUUCAAUGCGGUAGGACUAUAGAUUGCAAACAGGGCGCUGUGCGUGCCGUACGCUAUAAUGUUGAUGGUUCCUAUUGCUUGAGCUGUGGCUCCGACAAAAAGGUCAAGCUGUGGAAUCCAGCCUCUGGGCUCUUGCUGAAAACCUAUGGCGGUCACGCUGAUGAAGUUACCGACGUUUCAGGAAGCUGUGACAGCAAUCAUAUCGUCUCAUCCAGUUUGGACAGAAGCAUCAUCUACUGGGAUGUCUCGACCGGAUUGCCGGUGCGCCGUUUACGGAGCCAUGCGGGCGGCGUGAGAUGCGUGCGCUUCAAUGAGGAUUCAUCCAUUGCCAUAUCUGGAGGACGCGACAAUGCGGUUAUGUGCUGGGACAUACGCACACGGCGAUUGGAGCCGGUGCAGGUGAUGAAGGAGGCUCGUGAUUGCAUCACAACUGUUUUAACAAAUGAUCACAAGAUUUUCGCCGCCUCAUUGGAUGGCUGUGUGCGUCAUUAUGACAUACGUGUUGGCGAAAUGACCUGCGACAAAAUAGGUGAACCCGUCACCUAUUUGGCCCUUACACGGGAUGAGCAGUGCCUGGUGGCCGGCUGCCAGGAUAGCGUGGUGCGUUUGCUGGAUUGCUCUACCGGCGAGCUGUUAAACGAGUACAAGGGACACCAGGCGGACGACUAUCACAUAGAGUGCGGCAUUAUGGCGAGCGAUGCCCAAGUUGUGGCUGGAUCAAGCGAAGGAUGUGCUUACGUUUGGGAUCUUCUCGAAGGCAAAGUGGUGCAGCGCAUUACCAUCAGCGAUAAUGGCGGGGUAGUGCAUUCUCUGGCCACACACCCAAAGCGACAGGAGUUGCUAUUUGCAAGGCGGCGUGAUAUUUACGUGUAUUCGACGGACGUAGAGAUUAUUGUAGAAGAAAUUUAAUUAUAUGUAAUCGUAAUUUAGACUUGACAUUAACAGCGGAGAGCCGGCGACGACAAUUUUGUUUUACGUUCUCUACAUACUUAUUAUGAAGUCCUGGGCGCAAUCGUUUGUUAAUUAGAGCGCGAAUUAGGGGGUUUAUGUAAGAAUAACAUUUAAAACAUUUGUCUGAUGGUUAGCAAUAAACUUUAUUCGUUAUAUGUAGAAUACUAUA